AUGCCUGGAUGUGAACUGAGGAAUGAUGCCCGCAAUCAACUGGUACACGGGCCUCUCGAAUACACACCGAGUGUAUUCACACCGAAUGCACACCAUGAAGAUGGCAGAAUUAUAAUAGCGUCAUCUAAUCUUACUGGUCGCUACUGGAAUGGCUCUCUGUGGUGUUUUCCAAAUGUUCACGAUGCUCCCGAUGUAGAAAAGUGUUUAACUGGUAUUGAAGUAGCUUCAGGCAUUUGCGAUCUUGUCCAUUUUAAUGAAAACAAAGUUGCCCUUGGCUUAGAUUCAGGUUCACUUGAUGUAUAUAAAUUAGAUUCAGAACCGCCACUUUUUACAUGGACGUUUGGAGCUUGUGAACAUGAUGAUUUUAUCUCAUCCCUCAGUUUAAAUUCCAAUAAAUCAAGUCUAAUAACUGCUGGAGCUGACCAUUGUGUAAAAAUUUGGGAUGUAGAGACGUGGUCCACAUACGCAACAUACAGACCAGUUCAUGCAGGAAUAAUCUGGCAGGUGUCCAACUCUACAGAAGAUCCUCAUCUUUUUGUAACUUGUGGGCAGGAUGCAAAAAUUUUAUUGUUUGACACACGCCUGCCAAAGCCAGCUACCCUAAUAGAUAAUAACCCAUUGAAAGGUGAAGUAACCUCUGUAGCCUGGAAACCAUGUAGUGCUAAUUUAUUUGCUGCUGGAGAUGAAAGUGGCCAAGUAGUGAUUAAAGACAUAAGGACAAAUAACUCUUUGUGUUCCUUCCAUUCACAUAAAAGACGGAUAUUCAGGCUUUUAUUUUCUUGCAGUGGUUCCUGGCUUGCAUCAUGUGCAGAUGAUACAGCUGUUUGCCUAAUGGAUGUAGAGAAAGAAAAUCCUGAUUUAAUAUACAGAGAUGACAGCCAUCAAGAUUUUAUUCGUGGCAUGACUUGGUCACCAGAAAAUCAUUUAAUUACAUGUGGAUGGGAUAAAAAAGUUAUAAAGCAUGUAUUUGAUAUAAAUGUUUCAUGUUGAUAGAUCUCUAAUAAAUAUUUUAAAUGUUUUCUUCAAA
Molecule: messenger RNA, 1027 nt
Organism: Stegodyphus dumicola
Lineage: Eukaryota; Metazoa; Arthropoda; Arachnida; Araneae; Eresidae
Product: methylosome protein WDR77-like
Biological process (GO): oocyte axis specification
Cellular component (GO): methylosome
Molecular function (GO): protein binding
Source: RefSeq, a predicted model, not a curated record